CCUCGAAACACCUACAUCUUAGUCACCUCAUUCUUAGUAGCCACCGACCUCUCCUUCCCUUUAUCUCACCAUGGUAUCAGACGGCAUCAUCCACGCCUGCGCAGGUGGCGCCGGCGGCAUGAUCGCAAUGACAGCCACGUACCCGCUCGUCAGCAUCUCGAUGCGAGCGGCCGUCGAGCAGCGCAAGGACAAGAAGAGCGCCAUCGAAGCGGCUCAGAAGAUUCUGGCUGAGGAGGGUAUCUCUGGAUUGUACUCGGGGUUGAGCUCUUCCUUGCUCGGCAUUAGUGUAACGAACUUCGUCUACUACGGAGCCUUCGAGACGGCUCGCGAGGCCAUUCUCGCCCGCAAGAACAAGGAUGCGGCCGCCAACGCCACCACUGCCGCAGCCAAGAUUGCCGCUGGCGGUGCUCUCAGCACCGCCGAGUCUAUGCUGGCAGGCGCAAUGGCCGGGGCAGCAACCACUGUGAUCACAAAUCCGAUCUGGGUCAUCAACACUCGCCAGACGGUACGCGUCGGCGACGGAGGCAAGGUCGUAGACGCCAAACAGCCUGGAGGCAAGCCCGCACAGCCAGUCAAGAAGCUUACGUUCCUCGAGACGCUUCAGCACAUCGUCAAGUCAGACGGAAUUCCUGCCUUGUGGCGUGGUCUUGGCCCUGCCCUCUUCCUGGUCAUCAACCCUAUCCUCCAGUACACGGCCUUCGAGCAGUUCAAGAACGCUCUUGUGAAGUCUCGCCUGGCACGCGGGGUUUCUGCUUCUCUUUCAGACUUUGAUUUCUUCAUCCUCGGAGCCCUCUCGAAGCUUUUUGCUACGGGACUGACCUACCCGCAGGUCCUGGUGAAGAGUCGUCAGCAGGCUGGCAGUGGGCCAUCCAAGGGGGCGAAGAGGAACUUCUUUGGUGAACUGGCGGAGAUUCUCAAGAAUGAGGGAGUAGCAGGGCUUUACAGGGGACUUGGGCCUAAGUUGACCCAGUCUGUCUUGACGGCGGCGAUUCUGUUUAGCUCGCAGGCCAGGCUUUUCGCGGCUUUCUCCGCUAUGAGGAGCGCGCCCAAGGCGUUGGCUCAGUAGGCGUGCGAAUAGACCGCGAGGCGGGUCAUGUCCACACACGAGUUUGACGUCCCUCUAUGAUGGCCUUCUACUCUUCUCGCUCGCUCGCACUCGCUCGCUUUCAGUCUCUCGCCUUCGGGCGGUGUAGCAAUACAGAAGUGAUUACCCCUGCGCAAGU
Messenger RNA from Jaminaea rosea, 1223 nucleotides. Its product is annotated as mitochondrial carrier. The record is from RefSeq and is a predicted model, not a curated record. The transcript is spliced from 3 exons. Gene Ontology annotation, cellular component: peroxisomal membrane. NCBI's taxonomy places the organism in Eukaryota, Fungi, Basidiomycota, Exobasidiomycetes, Microstromatales. Gene Ontology annotation, molecular function: AMP transmembrane transporter activity; coenzyme A transmembrane transporter activity; ADP transmembrane transporter activity. Bases 71 to 1066 code for a protein of 331 amino acids.